Molecule: messenger RNA, 2997 nt
Organism: Penicillium angulare
Lineage: Eukaryota; Fungi; Ascomycota; Eurotiomycetes; Eurotiales; Aspergillaceae
Exons: 5
Coding region: 1-2997 (998 amino acids)
Biological process (GO): intracellular transport
Cellular component (GO): nuclear pore; cytoplasm
Molecular function (GO): GTPase activator activity
Source: RefSeq, a predicted model, not a curated record
AUGACCUCCACUACGGAUCCGGCACCGGCAAGCGGUGUGACCGGACAACCUCAAUCCCCACCUUCUGACAACGAUAGCGGCGAACGCCCCGUCCGAAAGCAACUCAAAGAAACGUCCAUCAAGUCUGCUCCUACCACCACCGAAGAACAUGGCAACGGCCGUAAGCGUUCCUUCGAAGACUCCCGCGACGAGCCCGACUCCCGCGACGACAACGGCGACAACGGCGAAAGCCGACGAAAGAGAUCCCGAGACUGCACACCCCUGGAUGAUACUGAAAUUACUACAAGCCUAAACGCAAGCGCUAGCGCAAAAUCCGAAAAUGUGAGUGCACUUAACCCCAUGGAUUCCCCUUUGGCAGACCCCCUGGAUACUGCCGAAAAAAACACCUCCCCUGGACCCAAAACUGGACUACUGGAGCAUGAAUUGUCGGAAAAUCGCCCUGUUCCAAAAUCACCAACUUUUCAAACCGAUUGCACGUGGAAACCGACAAGCUGGAUUCCUUAUGAUGAUCCUGUCAUCUCCAAUGCCUGGCUCGAAUUGUUGAGCAAGAAGGCAGAUCCUAUUUUGAAUGGCAGCAGCUCCGAAAGCGAUGAAACUUCAGAAUGCACGGAGCUGGAUCCUGAGAUCCUCCCGGACAGCGAGGAUGAACAAUCUGAGUGGAGUAAUGAAUCUGAUGAGAUCAACGAACCCAUCGACUCGCCGGUGUAUCCGCACGCUCAUGAACUUUAUGGAUCGAAUGUCACCGAGUCGACUGCGCGCGCUCAAUCGCCACCUCUUGAGUUGUCGCAUAUCUCGAUUGAGUCUGGAUCUCGUGCUCAAUCUGCUCUUCCAGUCAAACCCAAUACACUCUUUGGAUGCAGCUCCCACCAUGAACAACUUCCCCAUCCUGAUUGCUUUAAUCUUGGCUACUACGACGAUUGCUAUCCACCGUCCGAGCCGCUUCAUAUUCAUUCCCCUGCUCAAGUUGGCUCCAGCAGUGCGCCGUACUGUCCUCCGGAAUAUUUUGAUCUUGACGACGACAACUACCAUCCACGAUCCGACUCGGAUCAUUCUUCUGUUCGAGUUGAAUCUCACGGUGCGCAGUGCUCUGAGUCUGACGAUGACGACUGUGUUUAUCUACGAACCGAGCCAGUUAAACAUCCUUCUAAAGUUCGUUCCAAUGGUGUGCCGUGGUGUCCUCCCCCUGAAUGGGAUAGCCCGCGCAGCCCUGUCCGAUUGGAUAAUGUCAACCUCGAACGUCUCGAGUUGGCUGAAACCAACUCUGGGCAUCAACGCUAUCCCUCAGCUUCUUGUCACCCUCCCGAAGCUGUCCGCAAUCCGCAAGCUGCUCCUGCCCUAAUGCCACUCUUUUGUUUCGCUGGAUACGCUCCUCAACCUAUCUGGACUGGACCCUCUAAACUGCAGACCCAAUAUCCUUCAUAUUCGGAUUCGCAAUCCGACGGUCUAGGGAUACCCUACCCACCUGAUCUUUUUGAUCCUCUCGAUGCCAAAUAUGACCCCGCCACACUCGAAGCGGAUUAUGGUACUCCGCGAAUCUGCAGUGGGCUAGCGAUAAGCAAUGCUGGAUUCGGUGACUCUUCAAAUUUCCUAUCCCAGGAACCCGUGCAAUCGUCAUUGGAUCUUUUACCAGAACAUCUCUACGACCAAGCUUCGGAUUAUUCGGAGCUGGACAUCUUCCCCCCUGGUCCUUCCGAUCAUGACGAUUCCAUUAUUUUUAAAGUAGAAUACGAUGAACAGCCCUCGACUCCCUCCGAAGAGCCAAGUGCCCAUUUCUCUUCUGAGAAAGAACUUUCCAGCCCACAUACCCCAUCAAUGACAGACCUGGAAAAAAAAGAUAAUGAGAAUAAUAACACCAACGCAAAAUUACAGGACCCCAAACGAUCGACGACGACCGAUACCCCAUCUAGUACCAUAGACGAUGAAUCCUUCAAGGCAUUGAACAAAAAAAGAAGCCUUGAACAACUCGAAGAUUCCGGUACCAAGAACGAUACAAAGAACGAUCCAGUACAAGAACCCACGUCCACUAGUCCCGCCAAUGCGAAAUCUACAACCGAUGGAGAACGAGAGAAGAAAAGACACCGUGAUAAUUCACAGGAGCGAGAAAUCAAGAAUGAAAACGAUACUAACAACCCCAUUUCUCACCAACAGGCAUUUGCCGCAAGUGCAUUUGGAAAGGCAGCAGCAGCUUCUCCAUUCGCCUCCCUAGGGUCUACUAAAGACUCUGCAGAUAAGCCAGCCUCCGCCUCGCCAUUCGCCUCUUCUAGCAUGGCUGGCUUCGCGGGUUCUGAAAAUUCUCCAUUUGGUACAUUAGGAGCUUCGACUCCUUCUGUUUUCAAGCCUGCCGCCACUGGAACAAGCAGCUUUGCCGCCCCCUCCACAACUUCUGGCUUCGGCGCCCUGGGAAGUGGGUUUUCAGGAGUUGGCGGGGGUUUUGCAGCUGCAGCAAAACCUGGCGGCUUGACCAGCUUCGCUUCCAGCAAUGCCCCAGCAACUCUGGGUACAACCAAGACCAAGACAUUUGGCGCGGAAGACUCCGAGGGCGACGACAGCGAUAACAAUGACGAUGAGGAAGAGACAAAUACCUUUGAAGCGGCGAAAACCGAUGAACGUUUCUAUGAACAAACCAUUGAAACUGGCGAGGAAGAAGAAGUUACUGUCUUCUCAUGCAAGGCGAAAUUGUUCAGCUUCGUCAACAAGGAAUGGAAGGAGCGUGGCAUUGGCACUUUCAAACUCAAUGCUACACAAACUGACGACGGCUACGCAAAUGGACGUAUGAUUAUGCGUGCUGAUGGAGCCAUGCGUGUCAUGCUCAAUAGUCCCAUCUUCUCGGGAAUGAACUAUGGUGACAAUGAUAACAAUACCCCAACUACGAAACAAAUUCUGCUUACUGGCAACGAGGAGGGCCGCAGAGUUCCUAUGCUGCUUCGCACUGGGAGUGAGGCCCUGGCCCAGGAACUCCAUGAACAUAUCAAAGGAUUGUUGGGCAAGUCCGACUGA